AUGGAAGAAAUGCGCCAAUUGCGGGAAAAGCAGCGUACGACAGAUAGCAAGAUGCACGAGCUUGUAAAGGAAAACGAGCAGUUAUGGGAGCAAGUUACUUUGUUGCGUGCGCAACACAAUCGUCAGCAACAGGUUGUUACAAAGUUGGUCCAGUUCCUUGUUGCAAUGAUGCAACCAAAUUCAACUGUGGCGAAGCGUGUCAUGAAAAGAGGAGUGCUGGCCAUCGACGAACCACCUCAAAAGCGUAUGAGAAUGAACCAGAACUUGAACUCGAACAAUACCUCUAACUUGACAGAUAUUCUCGAUCGUCUGCAAAGAGAAAUGCUGGAUAUUGGUGGUAUACGUGGCGUUGCUGCUGCAGCCAGUCGUGCUGAUGGUCCAAUCAUUGCUGAUGUGACUGACGAAUGGGUUCCAGGCUCUUCUUCUGGUAGUCCUCAGGGUCAAGCACAGAGGAAUAAGCAGCCGCUCGGCAUGAAUGCGUACAAUAUGUCGCCGAAUAUGCAAAUGGCUGCAUCAACAUCUGCCAAUAAUACAACACCAGACGGUUUGACAAGUCCAAGAAGGGUGCAAAAUGGCGAAGUUCCGCCUGCCAUUUCUGGAACGGUGCAGGAUUUCCAGGACUACCUGAAUGGAAUUGAUCUGGACAUUGACAAAUGCAGAGAUUUGCUCGGAAGUCACUGGGACUUCAACCUGUUUGAUAACGUGGACGUGGACGAAGAUCAGGAACAGGCGCAGUCUGACGGUCAGCAGCAUGAAGUCAACAACGUGUCUUCUUCUUAUGGUGGUUUUGGGAUGCCGAAUGGCAAUGCGCAACAGCCUGGUUUACUGACUUAUCCUGGUCCACAGUUGGCGUUAGAAGGAGGUCCUCUAACUACCGAUACAUAUCGAGUUAAUCCCCAGGUUGAGUUGGUAGAAGAAGACCCCCAUACUGAGGUGAACCCUAGAUUAGAAUUUCCAUGCACUCCAUUGGUAGGAGAUGAUCUCUUGUUUCCCAGUACUCCUGACUUGCUUACACCAUGCACAAGUCCACGUCCAUAA
Molecule: messenger RNA, 1038 nt
Organism: Cooperia oncophora
Lineage: Eukaryota; Metazoa; Nematoda; Chromadorea; Rhabditida; Trichostrongylidae
Source: the annotation of a GenBank genome assembly